UACAGUCAAGAUGGGUAUAGGUGACCCCAAACAACCAAAGGGCAAGAUGUCUGCAUAUGCCUUCUUCGUGCAGACAUGCAGGGAAGAGCAUAAGAAAAAAAACCCGGAGGUUCCUGUCAAUUUUGCGGAAUUUUCCAAGAAGUGCACAGAGAGAUGGAAGACAAUGUCUGGGAAGGAGAAAUCUAAAUUUGAUGAGAUGGCAAAAGUAGAUAAAGUUUGCUAUGAUCGGGAGAUGAAGGAUUACGGACCCGCUAAGGGAGGCAAAAAGAAGAAGGACCCCAAUGCCCCCAAAAGACCACCGUCUGGAUUUUUCCUUUUCUGCUCGGAAUUUCGCCCUAAGAUCAAGUCUACAAAUCCUGGAAUCUCUAUUGGCGAUGUGGCCAAGAAAUUGGGUGAGAUGCGGAACAACUUAAGUGACAAUGAGAAACAGCCAUACAUCACCAAGGCUGCGAAGCUGAAAGAGAAGUAUGAGAAGGAUGUUGCUGAUUAUAAGUCUAAAGGGAAAUUUGAUGGUGCCAAAGGCCCUACUAAAGUUGCCCGGAAAAAGGUGGAAGAUGAAGAUGAAGAAGAGGAAGAGGAGGAGGAAGAGGAGGAGGAUGAAUAAAAAAAAUUGAUCUGUCUCCUUGUGAAUAUCUUAGAGUAGGGGAGCGCCGUGACUGACGGAUCUCUUAUUUGAGAUGUGUCUAUUGCUCUUAUUAGGUUUAAUUACAAAAAUUGAUCACGAUCAUUGUAGUCUCUCAAAGUGCUCUAGAAAUCUUGUCAGU
Perognathus longimembris pacificus (Pacific pocket mouse) is the source of this 764-nucleotide messenger RNA. RefSeq names its product high mobility group protein B3-like. Lineage: Eukaryota; Metazoa; Chordata; Mammalia; Rodentia; Heteromyidae. The record is from RefSeq and is a predicted model, not a curated record. Gene Ontology annotation, molecular function: DNA binding, bending. Gene Ontology annotation, biological process: regulation of transcription by RNA polymerase II. Gene Ontology annotation, cellular component: nucleus.